Molecule: messenger RNA, 2643 nt
Organism: Phaeodactylum tricornutum CCAP 1055/1
Lineage: Eukaryota; Bacillariophyta; Bacillariophyceae; Surirellales; Neidiaceae
Exons: 1
Coding region: 1-2643 (880 amino acids)
Cellular component (GO): periplasmic space
Molecular function (GO): lyase activity
Source: RefSeq, a predicted model, not a curated record
AUGACGAACAGAGCGUCGAUGACCGCCUCCCGAUUCCCUUCUACCGAAAGCAGUGAUUCGAACCCACGCUACGGCAAAAAAGCACUCAAGCGUGGUCACAUAGGAGAGGAGAGCUGGUGCAGUUCAAUCCACGCACGGCAAAGAUCUAAAAGAGGAUAUGGCGUUAGAUUCCGCGAAAUACGAAAUCGUCGGCUCCCUUGGCGGUCUUGGCUUCUCUAUUCAACACCGCUUGUACUAUUUUCACUCUUUCGGUCAAUACCUUAUCCCAUCACCGAACGAGCAAUACUCGGCUCGACGGCCAUUAUGCCGUUGCAUCAAACUCAGACUCCGACGGUUGCAAGUCAGCCAUUUUCAGAGCAAUCCACCUCCACCCAAAAUGCGGUGAAACCGGGAAUCUGGACAGAAAAAUCAGCACAACUGACUCACCCUACGUCUACGCCUAUGUCAAUGAUCUUUAUGCGUGCCGUUGGAAACGCUUUACCACCCAGGCAUAGCCCAGAGCAGACGUUAGAGAGCCUGGACUUUGUCUUGGCGCAUGAGGAAAAGUUUCAGAAUACAACAACCCACUGGUUUUUGAAUCGCCUCAUUGAUCUCGAGGUCCAAGAACAAGUACUGCGCCGACUCCGAAAGGCUAACGAAACCUACACGAUACUUCCCUUUGACUUACGAGUGUACGACAAAAUCGGAUACGCAUGGGAAAGAAUUUCAAAUGAUGGAAUUCACAAUCGCGCCGCGCCAGGCUCGAGCCAAUCAGACAUCGAAUACACAAGACUACGUCUCGAAGAAGAAAUACAACACGAAAAACUGCUUUACGUGAGCAAUGUCAAUGGCGUAAGGCGUGCAAUGCUCGAAUAUGGUCGCAAGCAUACACAUGCACAAUAUAUACUUCCUUGGGACGGUAAUUGUUUCAUGACACGAAAUGCGUGGUCUGCGAUCCAAUCAUCUCUGAGCAUGCACCCCAGCGCCAAGUACUUUUCAGUACCCAUGGACAGGGUUACCGAAUCCAAUGAAGUUUUGCUGUCGGAUACCUAUAAGCCAAACCCUAUUGAAGAGCCACAGAUUAUUUUUCAUCGAGAGGCUCAGGCUGACUUUAACGAGAACCUCCGCUAUGGUCGGAGAGAAAAGCUUGAACUUCUGACGCGGAUCGGUGUGAAAGGAUCAUGGGAUGCGCGGCCGUGGCGCUACAGUAAAAUGGAAAACCGAACUUUGGAUCUGAACCGAGCAGCGGACUCCACUGGGGGUGUUCCUGUCGCCGGGUGGACGGAACGCUUGUACUCAGGGACAAGUGCCGCCGAAACAGAAAAUAGGAUGAAUUUGCGCGGUCUUUUAAGAAAGCGUGCAACAGCCCUCCUCGUAACCGAACUUGAUCGACGAGCUGCUCAGGAUAUACACGGGUUGCAAUCAUCGACGACACUAUUUUAUGAUGAGGCACAAAUGAUGGCACAGCGGAACAGAUGGAUAUCAGGUGAGCGCAAUACUUUGAUUUUAGAGUUGGUGCAUUCGGCUGACCAGGCAAUGGUGGCUGGACCUUGGUCCGUGAUGGACAAGCUACCAUUUGGCUGCGGUAUUUCGGGAGAUUGUCACGACUAUUUUGAAACUUCAUUAAAUUUCUUGCCGAAUCUCAAUGCCUCUGAGUAUGAUAACUGGUUGAGGCCGAUCAUGAGGCGGGAUGGGCAAUUUGACACAAAUUUGUCAAACGCUGGCAAGGAAAAAUACGAUGGCUCUGGUAUGGCUGCAAUGGCAUCCAACACGUCUAUUCUUGCUUUGGCAUACUCCUUGACGGAGAAUGAGAAGUACAUCCACAAGGCUGCAGAUAAUCUACGCCACUGGUUCAUUUCUGACGUAACGCGUAUGAAACCCCAUCUCAAGUAUUCCCGAGUUGAAAGGAACAAAGACGGCGAGUUGUUUGCUUCUGCAUCUGGUUUGAUGGAAAUGAAAGACCUGUAUUUCUUCCUGGAUGCGAUAAAAAUUGUCGAAAAGUCUGGAGUUCUGUCAAAGUCGGAGUGUAGCUCGCUUCGUCAAUGGUUUGCCGACUAUCUCGAGUGGUUGACGUACAGUGAACAAGGUUUGUCGGAAAUUGCUGCAAUCAACCACCACGGUCUCUAUUACGAUAUCCAGGUCGCACCGCUUGCGCUGUAUGUUGGGAACGUGUCCUUAGCGGUGUCGCGAAUGCACAGGUCGUUGUCGCGGCUCCAGCGUCAUGUUAACGUAAAGACGGGGGCGCUAUCCCAUGAACUUAAUGACACGAAUUGCGAGCUCCUUCUAUCAUUUACGUUGCAGGGAUGGGUGACGAUGGCACGUAUGAGCGAAACGAUUGGGUUAGACUAUUGGAACCAGUACCAGAGCAACGCUUCGAAGGAAAGCCUUCUAUGUCGGGCUAUGUCGUUCGCGAACCCAUACUUGCGACGACGAGAGAAGUGUUCGGGAGACAUCCACGACGACGAUAUCACGCGUUGGUGGCCGCUACUGUUUGCAUCGUCUCAACAUUGUCCAAACCUCAAGACAGGCCAUCAGUCUCGAGAGGUCAGUAGUUGGAUUCCAAACAAGCUUCGCAAUCCCGAUUUAGAUCGGUUCAAAAUGCCUCAUCUCUACAAGCAUUCGUAUGGCAUUGCUCCAUUUUGGAAUCUAGGAAUACGGACGUAA